AUGAAUUCAGUGGAUGUUGAUUCUCGGGAAGGGAGCUGUGACGACGAUCAAAGCGAUGUUGAAAGUCGGUUACCCGAAAAAAACGUCCUCAUUAAAGGCAAAAAUUUCGAAUUCGCAAUUGGCAGACGUAUAUACCGCGGACGAUUUGGUGCUGUUUAUGAGGUAUUACGACGUUCUGACGGGAAACGUUUUGCGGCGAAGCUGGAAGUAUGUGAUGUUCACUUUCAUGGACUCAACAUGGAUUACAGUGUCUUGUCUCAGGCAUCGAAGGCCAACUGUGAGCACAUCGCCAAACUUGUUGAUCGGGGAAAAAUCGAGGGACACUUUAAAUUCAUCGUCAUGAAAAUGUUGGGUGAUAAUCUGCAGAAAUUGCGCCAGUCAUUUGUUGAAUGUCAUUUUUCGUUGUCCACAGCUCUGCGACUCGGGAUUCAAACGCUGGCUGCUCUGGAAGAAUUGCAUGCAAUGGGAUACGUGCACAGAGAUGUUAAGGCAUCAAAUUAUGCAAUAAGCGAAUCGAAUCAGCCAAGAAUGACUGUGUACAUUAUUGAUUUCGGUCUCUGUCGAGUGUAUCGAAGUCCCAAGAAUGGCAUCAAACCACCGAGAAAUAAAACCCCGUUCCGCGGAACAACACGUUAUGCGUCACUCGCAGCACAUCGGGAAGAGGAGCUGUCGCCUAAGGAUGAUCUUGAAUCCUGGUUCUACAUGCUUGUUGAAAUGAUUUCAGGAGAACUGCCGUGGAGUCACCUGCAUCGCACAGAUCGAAAUGAGGUGCAACGACGAAAAGAGGACUGCCGAACACCGGAAUCACUCAAAACAUUCAUCAAAGACUGCCCUAAGGUUGAAUUCAGACGGAUUUUGAACUACAUCGACUCAUUAACAUAUCAGAGCCAGCCGGAUCACACAUUUUUGAAGCAGCUGUUGCAGCUGGCUAUGAAGAACUGGGGUAUAAGAAUGGAAGAGCCCUACGACUGGGAUGAAGAGCUGCAAUCGCAGAACAGCUGA
Molecule: messenger RNA, 1002 nt
Organism: Gongylonema pulchrum
Lineage: Eukaryota; Metazoa; Nematoda; Chromadorea; Rhabditida; Gongylonematidae
Source: the annotation of a GenBank genome assembly